Molecule: messenger RNA, 1932 nt
Organism: Caenorhabditis remanei
Lineage: Eukaryota; Metazoa; Nematoda; Chromadorea; Rhabditida; Rhabditidae
Exons: 4
Coding region: 1-1932 (643 amino acids)
Biological process (GO): proteolysis
Molecular function (GO): serine-type peptidase activity
Source: RefSeq, a predicted model, not a curated record
AUGACAACAGAAGCUGUAUAUGGAAGCUGGAGCAGUCCAAUCACUCCGGAUCUUUUCGGAAAAUGUAAUUGCAAAAGCAUCUGCGAAUUGCAAGUUGUUGGAGACCAUGUCUAUUGGAUCGAACAAAAUGCAGUAACUGGAAAACGAGAGCUGUACUCGAAACCGACGAAUGGAGACCAAAUAACUCGUUGGGCAGAUGGUUUCUCUGUUCAAACCGCAGUUCACGAAUACGGUGGUGGAGCACUUCACGUACUACAAGAUGGAUCUGUGCUCUUUGCCACUGUCGAAGGUGUUUUCUAUCAGAAGUCAGCCGAUUCGGGAGUAGAACAGUUGGCUGAGGCUAACAAUAGAACAUUCAGGUUCGCAGAUUUCUCAGUCACAGAUUCUCACGUGUUUUGUGUCAACGAAAAUCAUCAAGGAGAUUCCAAGUUCCCGGAAAACCGUCUAAUCUCGAUUGAUCGUUCAACCAAAAAUCAGAGCGUCGUUGCCAGCGGAGCUGACUUUUACGCCUAUCCAAGAGUGUCUCCCAAUGGAAAUAGACUUGUUUGGAUGCAAUGGAAUCAUCCGAACAUGCCGUGGGAUGAGACAUCGAUUAAGAUGGCUGACUUGAAUGGUGGAGUGACUAGUAAUGAAGUGACACUGAAAGAUGGAACAGGAAAACAAAUAAACUAUUCGGAACCAACUUGGGACGGUGAAGAACUGCUGACUGUUAACGAUAGUACCAACUGGUGGAAUGUGUACAGGUCAGCUGCUGAGCCAAAUGCUUUGGAAAAGAACUUGAAUCCGAUCCAACGUGAAAUCAGCUACCCGCUGUGGCAACUUGGAUUCAGAAAUUACGUGAUCAAUAAGAAAUAUCUGGUUAUGAAUGCAGAUGGAGUUCUGUAUGUACGCAGUGGUGAUGUCACUGUAGAAAUCCCAACACCAGGAUACACAGUGUUCGGAUAUCUCUCAAUCGAUCCAAAUGGUUCAGAAAUCUUUGCCAUAGCCUCUGGACCUAAACGGGCUUCCAGUGUCAUUUCAAUCGAUCUGAAAAACAAGGAUUUCCGAUUGAAAGUUCACCGAGAAUCGAGAAAUUCUUCAGACAUUGACUCGUUGGAAAUCUCUGAACCAGAAGAAAUUGUUUUCAAAUCAGGUGGUGUCAAUGUCUCUGGCUAUUUCUAUCCACCAAAGAAUUCUUCAUAUACUGCACCACCUGGAACAUUGCCUCCAGUUCUUCUUCUCGGUCAUAGCGGUCCAACUGCUCCAGCUCAAAAUAAUCUUGAUCUGAAAAAGCAGUUCUUUACAUCUCGUGGAAUUGCUGUCUUCGAUGUGAACUAUCGUGGAUCGACCGGGUUUGGAACCGAAUUCCGUCGAAUGUUAUAUAAGAAUAGUGGAAUCGUGGACAGAGAUGAUGUAUUGAAUGGAGCGAAAGCGUUGAUUGAACAAGGACGAGUAGAUGAAAAUAAAAUUUUGAUUACUGGAAGUUCUGCCGGAGGAUUCUUGAUUCUCAGCUGUCUCAUCUCCCCAAACAAUAUUAUUAAGGCUGCCGUGUCUUUAUACGGAGUAGCUGACCUUCUUGGUCUUGAUGAAGAUACUCACAAAUUGGAACAGAGUUACAACGAACUUCUGAUCGGAAAAUAUCCAGAGGAAGCAAGUAUUUAUGAAGAAAGAAGUCCGAUUUAUCAUAUUGAUAAAAUCCGAACUCCAAUCGCAUUUUUGCAUGGAAAAGAAGACACCGUUGUGCCAAUGAAUCAAUCUGUCACGAUGUUUGAAAAAAUCAGAGCAAGCGGAGUUACAACUGCUCUCAUGCUUUUCGAUGGAGAAGGGCAUGGAUUCCGAAACGGAGAAGUGAUCAAGGAGAGCACAGAAGCAACAUUCUACUUCCUCAUGAAAGCUGUUGGAAUUCAGCCAUCGAUCAGCUCAAAAAUUGAAAUCUUCAACAAGAAGCUUUAG